Molecule: messenger RNA, 3463 nt
Organism: Sorghum bicolor (sorghum)
Lineage: Eukaryota; Viridiplantae; Streptophyta; Magnoliopsida; Poales; Poaceae
Product: potassium transporter 24
Exons: 9
Coding region: 756-3077 (773 amino acids)
Biological process (GO): potassium ion transmembrane transport
Cellular component (GO): membrane
Molecular function (GO): potassium ion transmembrane transporter activity
Source: RefSeq, a predicted model, not a curated record
CAAUUGGAAAAAGGGAAACCAAGUUUCAGAAUGAUGAAAUGAAACGAGGCCGGCGAAGUGGAACUGUGUGGGAGAAGCAGCGUAUCUUUGGUAGUGAUAGUCACAGCCGGCGAUCACAGGUCUAAAAGGAGCAACCGCAUAUCAAUUUCGCCUCUGAUACGGUCGUAGGAGUACCUGACUGAAUACAGGCUCCUCCUACCUGCUGAUACCUCGCCCACUCACUACUACUCCCCGUCCCCCCACAACCCAAGUUUUAAACUUUUCCCAAGAACAUCCUUGUCUCCACCUGCUGACUCCCGCAACUGCAGCUAUAAGUACCCGCGCAGGUCCUCGCGGUUGUAAAAGAUUAGGAGGAACAGGGUUGCAGUAGAAGCCAGAUUUCGCCUUUUCCAUUCCCCUGUUCUUGCUUGUCCUUCUCCUUGUCCUCUCCUCCUGGACCGCCGCUAGCUUCUUGGGCUUUGGAUUUCGAUUUCGAUUUCGAUUUCGAUUUCUUCCUGCUCAUCAGUGGCAAGCAACUGCCAAGUGAAAAGCUGCGAGGAUUGAAGCGAGCACGACAAGAUCUGUUGGUGGUUGUUGCAGGAAGCUUUGCUAUAGGAUAGGAAGGAACGGAAGUCCUGCUUGUCCUUCUCACAAGUCAAGUCCAAGCCGAGAGAAAUCUUCGCCCAAAUUCUCGCUUCUCCGCUCUCAAUUAGGCAACGCUGCGUGCAUGGGCGCAGGAAAGGCGGCGCCUUGAGCUGCUGCGUGAGGGGGCGCGAAUGGAUGCAGAGAGCGGCCGCGGCGCCGCGAGUGCGCGCAAGAAGUCGUGGCGGUCGGAGCUGGUGCUGGCGUACCAGAGCCUCGGCGUGGUGUACGGCGAGGUGGCGACGUCGCCGCUCUACGUGUACAAGAGCGCCUUCGCCGGCGGCGACAUCGACCACUCCGAGGGCAACGAGGAGAUCUAUGGGGUGCUCUCGCUCGUGUUCUGGACGCUCACCCUCAUCACGCUCCUCAAGUACGUGCUCGUCGUCCUGCGCGCCGACGACGACGGCGAGGGCGGUACCUUCGCGCUCUACUCCCUCAUCUGCCGCCGGGUCCGUGCGGGGCUCCUCCCUGGCGUCGUCGGCGACAGUAGCGCUGCCGACGACGAGCUCAAGGAGCAGCGCGACGGCGGCGCGCUGCCGCCGCUGGCGUCGAGCGUGCGCGCGGCGCUGCAGCAGCGCAGGGAGCUGCAGUGGCUGCUGCUCAUGUUCGCUCUGCUCGGGACGUCCAUGGUCAUCGGCGACGGCGUCCUCACCCCUGCUGUGUCCGUAUUCUCAGCGGUUUCAGGGCUCAAGCUGUCAAUGGUCAAUGAACAGCACCAAUAUGUUCUGCUUCCAGUAACAUGUGUGAUCCUGGUAGGCUUGUUCGCCUUGCAACACUUCGGCACACACAGGGUUGGAUUUCUCUUCGCGCCUAUUGUCUGCCUGUGGCUUGCCUGCAUCAGUGCCAUAGGGGUAUACAACAUCUUCAUUUGGAAUCCCCAUAUCUAUAAAGCCCUAUCACCAUACUACAUGCACAGUUUUAUCCAGAAGACACAAGUUGGAGGCUGGAUGUCACUGGGUGGGAUCCUUUUAUGUGUAACUGGUUCUGAAGCUAUGUAUGCGGACCUUGGACAUUUUUCGCAGUCUUCAAUCAAGAUCGCUUUCACAAUGGUGGUUUAUCCAUCACUCGUACUUGCCUAUAUGGGACAAGCUGCUUACAUUUCACAGCAUCACAAUUUUGAGAGGAACCACCAUAUUGGAUUUUACAUAUCAGUACCUGAGAAAAUCAGAUGGCCUGUUCUGGGGAUUGCAAUCCUUGCAGCUGUAGUUGGCAGCCAAGCAGUAAUCACUGGCACAUUCUCAGUUAUCAAACAGUGUUGCUCCUUAAAUUGCUUUCCAAGGGUGAAGAUUGUGCAUACAUCCUCCACAGUACAUGGCCAAAUAUACAUACCAGAGAUCAAUUGGAUCUUAAUGAUACUGUGCUUGGCUGUUACUAUAGGCUUCAGAAACACGAAACAGAUGGCAAAUGCACAAGGGUUGGCAGUUAUAACAGUUAUGAUUGUCACAACUUGCUUUAUGUCACUCGUCAUUGUCCUUUGCUGGAACAAGAAUGUUGUGUUUGCUCUUGCCUUCCUUCUUUUCUUUGGUGCAAUCGAAGCUGUCUACUUCUCAGCUUCCCUCGUGAAGUUCCAUGAAGGGGCUUGGGUACCUAUAAUUCUUUCCUUCACUUUCUUGAUUGUGAUGUGUGUUUGGCACUAUGGCACAACAAAGAAGUACGAGUUUGAUGUGGAGAACAAAGUCUCAAUAAGCUGGCUUUUGAAUUUAGGCCCUUCGUUGGGUAUUGUUCGAGUCAGAGGCAUAGGUCUCAUACACACAGAACUUGUGUCUGGGAUUCCUGCCAUUUUCUCCCACUUUGUCACCAACCUCCCUGCAUUUCAUCAGGUUCUGGUCUUCCUAUGCAUUAAAUCCGUUUCUGUACCACAUGUCCAAUCUGAAGAGCGAUUUUUGGUCGGACGCAUUGGCCUGAAACAAUACAGGCUAUACAGGGUAGUUGUCCGAUACGGGUACCGGGAUGUUCAGCAGGACAGCCUGGAAUUUGAGAAGGCCUUAGUGAGCAGCAUUGCAGAGUUCAUACGCUCUGGGGACUCUGACCAAAAUGGUUAUCCGGAUGGUUCAGAGAGUCCCUAUGAGAGGUUGUCUAUUAUCAGCAAAGGCCUGCCAUUUCAAGAGGCCUAUGGUGAGGUUGAGGGAUCACCUGAAUCAUCUGUUCGGAAGGAUACAAACCGAAAUUUAGUAUCUUCCAAGUCGACAAGGGUGAGGUUUGUGCUCCCAGAAAAUGCGCAGAUCAACAGCGAAGUGCGCAACGAGCUGCAAGAGCUGACUGAGGCAAGAGAGGCAGGCAUGUCCUUCAUCAUGGGGCGCUCUUAUAUGAAGGCGAAAAGUGGGUCUAGCCUGAUGAAGCGGAUUGCCAUAAACUUCAUCUACGAGUUUUUGACGAGGAAUAGCCGAGGUCCUGCCUACGCGGCUAACGUGCCACAUGUUUCCACCCUUGAGGUAGGAAUGGUUUGCCAAGUCUGAUAGAUAUAAUGUCACUGUGGCCAUGUCAAGUUGUAUACAGGUAAAAAUAGUUCAUCUUAUACUUGUGUAUAUAUAGAUCUUAACAAAAGGGUUAGAUUGUUGAUGAAGCGGGACAUUAUUGUGGCCUGCGAGUGCAGAUGUUGGAUAGACGAAGUGUGCAUAGUUUUCUGUUUUCUCUGUAUAUUCUUUUGUGUUAGGCUCUUCCUUGCUCUGCUUUUUCAAUCUGCCAAUGCCCAUGUUGAUAUGUGCUACAGUUACAGAGUAGAGGGAGACCAUUUUUGUGUUCAUGAAUCGGUUUGUGACCAAUUAAUUGUAUGUACUGUAUCAGAAUCUGAAUAAGUUUAUGAUGAAAUUGUUUCAUUCGAGUUCUGAGAGGGGACUGAAAA